Xyrauchen texanus (razorback sucker) is the source of this 1397-nucleotide messenger RNA. RefSeq names its product voltage-gated potassium channel subunit beta-3. Gene Ontology annotation, cellular component: cytoplasm; membrane; voltage-gated potassium channel complex. Gene Ontology annotation, biological process: potassium ion transport; regulation of potassium ion transmembrane transport. NCBI's taxonomy places the organism in Eukaryota, Metazoa, Chordata, Actinopteri, Cypriniformes, Catostomidae. Gene Ontology annotation, molecular function: voltage-gated potassium channel activity; potassium channel regulator activity; transmembrane transporter binding. Bases 118 to 1359 code for a protein of 413 amino acids. The record is from RefSeq and is a predicted model, not a curated record. The transcript is spliced from 14 exons.
UGUGAUAGAUAUCUUUCAACAUCUUCAUUGUUACUUGAGAAACAACACAAACAUCAAAAGAGACUAUCUGAUCAACUCCAACCCACAGUGGCUGGAGGUGUGUAAGCACUGGUCAGGAUGCAGGUCUCAUUUGCUUGUACGGAGCACAAUCUCAAGAGCCGCAGCGAGGACCGCCUGUGUGGCCUGCGAACUGCACCUCCACCAGGGGGCAGCAGCGGCGGAGGAGGAGAAAGAGGGAGCGGACAGGGAGGAAAUGCCAGUUAUGCAACUCAGAGCACUGUCAUAUCACGGGACGUGAUGGGGUCCCGCCCCCUGCCUCAAGGCCACGCCCACAUGAAGGAGGCUAUUGGACGGCACAGUAGCAUGAAAUACAGAAACCUCGGGAAGUCGGGUCUACGCGUUUCUUGCUUGGGUCUUGGCACCUGGGUGACAUUUGGCUCUCAGAUAUCUGAUGAGAUGGCAGAGAGCGUGAUGACGAUAGCUUAUGAAAAUGGAGUGAAUCUGUUCGACACAGCAGAAGUGUACGCUUCAGGCAGGGCUGAAAUCACUCUAGGGAACAUCAUUAAGAAGAAAGGCUGGAGACGGUCCAGUUAUGUAGUAACAACUAAGAUCUACUGGGGAGGACAAGCAGAGACGGAGAGAGGUCUGUCCAGAAAACACAUUAUAGAAGGUCUCAGAGGUUCGCUGUCUAGACUACAGCUGGAUUAUGUGGAUAUCGUCUUUGCCAAUCGAAGUGAUGUGAACAGCCCUAUGGAAGAGGUAGUACGUGCGAUGACAUUCGUUAUAAACCAGGGAAUGGCCAUGUACUGGGGCACAUCCCGAUGGAGUGCCAUGGAGAUCAUGGAGGCAUACUCUGUAGCAAGGCAGUUUAACUUGAUCCCACCAGUGUGUGAGCAGGCCGAGUAUCACUAUUUCCAGAGGGAUAAAGUAGAGGUGCAGCUGCCCGAGCUCUACCACAAGAUUGGUGUUGGAGCAUUGACAUGGUCUCCUCUUGCAUGUGGGCUGAUCACAGGGAAAUACAGUGAUGGGGUUCCAGACUGUUCAAGAGCCGCUAUGAAAGGUUAUCAGUGGCUGAAGGAGCGAGUGUACAGUGAAGAGGGCCGCAGACAGCUCGCUAAAAUUAAAGAGCUCCACUUGGUGGCAGACAGGCUGGGCUGCACCGCUUCUCAACUUGCCAUUGCGUGGUGUUUACGUAGUGAAGGAGUCAGUUCUGUACUUCUUGGUGUCUCCAAUACAGACCAGCUUCUAGAGAACCUUGGAGCCCUUCGGAUUCUCUCUCAAAUGACGCCUCAGACUGUAAGUGAGAUAGAUGCUCUGCUGGGAAACAAGCCUCAAUCCAAGAAAGAGUCACGUGCGUGAGAGAUGACCAGAACAUGUGCAGAUGGUAAAGACAAAGA